GGGAGAGAGACGGGCAGACAGAGAGGCCUCGAACGCCGUCCCCGCCUCACGAGCCUCGCGGCCUCCGGACGGAAGGAGCAGAAGCUGCCUGCCGAAGCCGUGGGUGUUCAUGAUAACAUGUCCAAUGUGUCCGUGGACAGAAGCAUCAGACAGCAAGAGAUUAAAAAGGGGCUGCAGUUUAUACAGUCUACAUUACCCUAUCCCGGGACACAAGAGCAAUAUGAGAUAUUCAUACGAGAGCUUGUUAAAAACUUGUUUAACGAAGGGAACGAUGCGUACCGAGAAGGCGAUUGGGACGGGUCGCUGAAUCACUACUCUGAAGCUUUGAACAUAGCGGAUUAUGCCAAUAGUGAAGGAAUCCACAUUUCUGAUGAAAUAGUAGAGAGAAUGCAUGUGAACCGUAUAGUCUGUUAUUCUAAAAAGGGCUUGCAUGAGAAAGUUCUAGAAGAUUGUGGGGUUGUUUUAAAACUGAAUGAAAACAAUUUCCGGGCCCUCUACCGGAAAGCCAAAGCCUUGAAAGAGCUGGGGAGGUACAAGGAGGCUUACGACGCUGUUGCGAAAUGUUCCCUCGCGGUACCCCAAGAUGAAAGUGUAAUAAAAUUAACACAAGAGCUUGCUCACAAGCUAGGAUUAAAAAUAAGAAAAGCCUAUGUUCGGGCAAAACCUCCCGCCAACCCUGUCUCUGGAGAAUUAUCAAGUAAGAAUUCCAAUUCCUCUAUAGAAGAUAUUGAAUCAGAUUUUUCCAGUUGGAAGGAAAAGCCUCUUUCAUCCUCCUCCUCUUCCAGUUUUACUCCUGAAGUGUCCAGUGACCUGGCGCCAUUACCAGUGGGGUCUCUGGUAGGGCUUCCAGCGGCGGAGAAGAGUUCUGUGCCUCGUGCCUCUCUGACAAACGGAGGCACGGUUUUUACUAUGCCUGAAAGCUGUUUAGACUGCGGGGAUGGAGAUAUUAUUAUUGGAGACGAACUGGAUGAGUUGCUAGAUUCGGUAUCUGACCCUGGUGAAAGUGUCCUGCCCAGCGCCGUUGUCAGAGGAACCGUCCCGGUGGCCACGAUGGCUCCCAGCAUGCCUUUCUCUCCCCCUCUGCUCGGGACUUUGCCGGUUGGGGCUGGGUUUGUUCCCACAGCCGCCUUUUCCGAAAUGUAUUCCCAGCCGCUGGUUUCCUCCUUGGACAACUUCUGUGCUUCUUUAAGUACUUUUUCGAUCAGCGAUUCUAAAAGAGAUUUACCCAGCUCUACUUCCAGAGAUGGCACAACGGCAUUAAACAGUAAUUCUCCUCUUUUACUUAUGAAUGGGCCAACUAGUUUGUUUGGGUCUGAGAACUAUGUUGGGAUGUCAGGCCCGGCUCGGAAUGACUACUCGAGCGUAUUCGGCAGCAGCCCUGCUAGCAUGCCCGUGUCCGCAUCUCCCUUAGUCGCAAGGAAUCCCCUGGAAGGCACCCACGAGCUCAGGCAGGCCUGCCAGGUGUGCUUUAUCAAGACAGGCCCUAAAUUGCUGGAUUAUACCUACCACCCCAAUCUAGAGCACAAAUGCAAGAAGGACAUCCUUAUCGGCAGAAUAAAAAACUCUGAAGAUAAAUCAUGGAAAAAAAUAAGACCGAGGCCUACAAAGACGCAGUAUGUGGGCCCUUAUUAUAUCUGUAAAGAUGUUGCUGCUGAAGAGGAGUGUCGCUACCCCGGUCACUGCACCUUUGCGUAUUGCCAAGAGGAGAUUGACGUGUGGACUCUGGAGCGCAAAGGGGCCUUCAGCCGCGAGGCCCUCUUUGGCGGCAGCGGGAAGAUCAACCUGACUGUGUCCCGACUCCUCCAGGAGCAUCACGGACUAUUCAUGUUUCUUUGCGAGAAAUGUUUUGAACAUAAACCCAGAAUAAUCAGCAAAAGGAAUAAGGAUAACUCAGCAUCUUGUUCACAUCCUGCUAUGCACGACUUUGAAGAUAACAAGUGCCUUGUCCACAUUUUGCGAGAAACAACAGUAAAGUAUUCCAAGAUACGACCUUUCCACGUUCAGUGCCAGCUGGACCUUUGCAGGCACGAAGUCCGGUACGGCUGUUCGAGGGACGAUGAAUGUUUCUACGCUCACAGUCUCGUAGAGCUCAAAGUGUGGAUAAUGCAGAAUGAGACAGGUAUUUCUCAUGAGGCUAUUGUGCAAGAAUCAAAAAAAUAUUGGCAGAAUAUGGAGUCUAAUGCACUUGGCGCCCAGAUUAUCAGCAACCAAGCAAAGCAUGGCUCCUUGAAUUUGAAAGUGAAGUUUGUGUGCGCCCAGUGCUGGAGAAAUGGGCAAGUUAGUGAGCCAGACAAGAACAAGAAAUACUGUAGCGCAAAAGCGAGGCAUCCGUGGACCAAAGACCGCCGGGUGGUGCUGGUGAUGUCGAAUGAGCGGAAGAAGUGGAUGACAAUUCGCCCCCUUCCCACAAAGAAGCAAGUGCCUUUGCAGUUUGAUCUGUGCAAUCAUAUUGCAUCGGGCAAGAAAUGUCAGUAUGUCGGGAACUGCUCCUUCGCUCACAGUCCUGAAGAGAGGGAGAUGUGGACCUAUAUGAAAGAAACCGGUAUUCAAGAUAUGGAGCAGCUGUAUGAAAUGUGGUUGAAAAGCCAGAAGCCAGAAAAAGGGGAGGAUCCUGCUGCUCAAACAAACAAGGAAAACGGGAAGCAAAUUCACAUGCCGACUGAUUAUGCUGAAGUAACGGUGGAUUUCCACUGCUGGAUGUGUGGGAAGAACUGUAACAGCGAGAAACAGUGGCAAGGGCACAUCUCAUCCGAAAAGCAUAAGGAGAAAGUAUUCCACACGGAGGAUGACCAGAACUGCUGGCAGCACCGCUUUCCAACAGGAUAUUUCAGCCUUUGUGAUAGAUAUAUGGCUGGCGCUUGUGCGGAGGGAAACAAUUGUAAAUUUGCCCACGGGCCUGCCGAGCUCCGCGAAUGGGAGGAACGGAGGCACGUUCUACGCAUGAAGCUCAGCAAAGCCAGAAAAGACCACUUGAUUGCUCCAAAUGAUAAUGACUUUGGAAAAUAUAGUUUUUUGUUUAAAGAUUUAAACUAACCUUAUAACGAUGCAUUCACGUUACCAGAUGGAAGCAUAAAUCAGAAUUUGACAGUAAUCAAAAGCAUGAGACAGAAGCUGCAGAUUUUCUGCUUUUCUUGGCCUGUAUUGUCCCUCCUGAAGAACAAAAUGUAGUAGAUGUAUAGGGGGAAGUCGGUGGUUCUGUCUGUGCUCUCAUGAAACAGAAUGGUGAACUAACAAUAAAGCAAGUCCGAAGUCUUACGUGCUUAUUCACCUUCUGUUGGGUGGAAGAAAGGUGGGAAAUCACAGGAGGGCGGAGUUGUCAGGGCUAGGGAGCGCCUAGUGUUGGUCCUUCAACUGAAAAACCUUUAAGGUAAGCUUAUAAACAAAAACCAGAUGUCUGGGGUUCAAAAGAAAAUGACGGAUGAAAAUUCUUCAGAUGUUUUAAUGGAGAGGAUUUGUUUAAAACGAGUUUGCUAUUUAUCUCUAUGUAGGUUGCUUAAUAAAAAAGGAUUUUCUUAUUAAAAGAUUUUAAGCAAAAUAACCAUUUAACGGCAAUAUAUGUUGAAUGGGGUAUUUUUCUCUAUUUGUAUGUUUCCAUAUAACUUACUGAAAAACGGAUCUUGGAAGAAAGACAUGUAUUACUUUUUUGAAAAUCAAGUAGUUAAAAUUCUGUUUCUUGGUCUUUGCUGUUUAAAUGAUAAUUUUGAAAGAUUCCACUUGUAUGUCAGUAUUGUGUAUUGUAUGGACCAAUAUUGCCUGUAAUAAAAAAUAACUUUGCA
Euleptes europaea (tarantolino) is the source of this 3776-nucleotide messenger RNA. RefSeq names its product zinc finger CCCH-type containing 7A (gene ZC3H7A). Gene Ontology annotation, biological process: miRNA processing. Bases 118 to 3033 code for a protein of 971 amino acids. NCBI's taxonomy places the organism in Eukaryota, Metazoa, Chordata, Lepidosauria, Squamata, Sphaerodactylidae. The record is from RefSeq and is a predicted model, not a curated record. Gene Ontology annotation, molecular function: miRNA binding; metal ion binding; protein binding. The transcript is spliced from 23 exons.